UCAACUCAACAAGUCGGAUCUUCAUUUGUCUUAGUUCCAAUUUUUUUGUGUGUGUGGACAGUUCCAAUUAUUUUAAACUUUUGUAAUAUUUCUCUUUAAUGCUAAAAUAAAAUAGAAGGAAAAAAAAAAAAAAAAGCAGAUGAGAGUGGCGUGGGCUUUCUAGAACCCGAAUAUACUGUCAGCCCACCACCACAACCCGCCCUCUCUCAUUCUCCGAUCUGGCGGGUUCGAAUCACGCGCCAACUCAGGCGAGUGGGUCAUUCCUUCUCCCCGAAAAAACUCCAGUGGCAGUACCUCCUCCCACCAAAACCACCCCCAGCUCCCCUCCUUGUAUUCCCAAUUCCACCAAAAAGUCCAAAUCACGCCACCGAUUACUCGUGAUUUCCUCCUCUCCUCAAGCCGCCGGGGAAAAAAAACUCCCCUCGCCAUGUCCGCAGAGCACGACGAUGCAGUGUUCGACCACGACCUCGACGACGACGACGAGUCCUCUCAGUCUCAGGACGACGACGAUGAUCUCGAGAACGACGGCGUCCUUGUCGUUGAAGAAGACGAGGAAGAUCUCAAUUCCGUCCCUUCCCCUUCCACCCCUUCCCCAGCCACGGCCUCCUCCCUUCCAAUCGCUGUCCCCUCCGCCUCCAUCGUCACCCUCGCCGCCGCUCCCAACGGCUCCGUCGAUCCGCACAAACUCAUCCCCUCGGCCGCCGUCCUCCCGGAGGAGGCAAAGCGUCAGAGGCUGACGCUCGUCCCGGUGUUCGAAGAGCAGCGGAAGCCGACUCCUCAGCCGCUCGACAAAUCGCGGCAGCUGUUCCAGCGAUUGUGGACCGACGAGGACGAGAUCGAGCUGUUGCAAGGUUUCUUCGAGUACACGAACCAGCGUGGUGGUGGGAGCCACCACGACACGGCGCUGUUCUACGACCAAAUCAAGUCCAAGCUCCAGCUGGAUUUCAACAAGAAUCAGCUGGUCGAGAAGCUGCGGAGGUUGAAGAAGAAGUACCGAAACGUCCUCAACAAGAUCGGUUCGGGCAAAGAGUUCUCCUUCAAGACGGCUCACGAUCAGAUUACGUUCGAGAUCUCGCGUAAGAUCUGGAGCAGUACGGGAAAGCUCGCCAGCCUCGAGGAUGGGAAUUUGGACGAUGAUGAAGGAAACCCUAAUCUCAACAAUAACAACGAUGGCGGUGGUGGUGGUGAGGAUCAAAAGUCCACGCCUCGCCCGCGGAAACGCUCCCGAUCUCGUUCCUUAGCCGCUCCUCUCACUCUCGCCAGCUGCAGUGGCGGGGGCAACAGCAUCGUCGCCGCUGUGGCAGCCACCGGAGGCGGCAACGUUGGGGGUAAAGUGGAUGAUAAGCGUGGAGUGGUUAACGAUGGGGUUGUUUCCAAUAGCAACCACGUGAACAGCAAUGCUUAUAGUAAUGUGAAUGUCCCUAGUUUGAUUGAGGAGACUGUGAAGAGUUGUUUGUCGCCAUUGUUUAAGGAGUUGUUGAGUAACGCUACGUCGGGACCGGGUUGUUCCUCUGGUGGGAUUGGUGGUAGAGGAGGAAUUGGGGGUUUGGCCAUGAAUGCGAUGCCAUUGAGCUUCGGGGGAGUGGAGAUGAUGGCUAAUGAGAAGUGGAGGAAGCAGCAGAUAUUGGAGCUCGAGGUUUACUCGAAGCGAUUGGAGUUGGUUCAAGACCAGAUUAGAUCACAGUUGGAGGAGUUGCGCUCAGUGGGUAGGUAAUCAGCUGACGAAUUUGGAGUAAGUUUGCAGCACAAAAGAGUUGCCUUUUAGCUAUUGGGGGUGUAUGAAUGACUAUGUAGGGGAAGGAGUAAAAAAGCAUCGGCAUUUUUUUUUCUCUCAGGACCUUUUUUUAUGUGUUUGGGUUAUAUUAUUAGUUAUCUGGUCUUUUUUUUUCUUGGGUUUUAUUUGACAGAACCAGAUGUUGAAUAACUAGUCUCUAAUUGAUCUUAGUGUGUAGAGCUCAUAGUCUCUGUUCUACAUUGUAGAUAAUCACUUGAUGCAUAGAUUGGUAAUCACUAAUAAAGACACAGAGUUGUUAACUUAAUUACAUCAGUUUGUGCGCUCAUUUGCUUCCUUUCCCUCUGCUGUAAUCUUGUGAUCAGCUGAAAGGCUUCUCGUUCGUUCUCGCCUUUCCCCUCAGCUUUACUCUCAUUUGUAAUUUUGCUUAUCAUUGUAGUUUGUGUAGUGUUGUACAGACUAAAUGAUUGAUAAUCUA
Molecule: messenger RNA, 2210 nt
Organism: Linum trigynum
Lineage: Eukaryota; Viridiplantae; Streptophyta; Magnoliopsida; Malpighiales; Linaceae
Source: the annotation of a GenBank genome assembly